AUGGACACAAGCAAGCAGACCCCUGAUGAGCCUCUCCUCAGAAGCAAAAGGAGGCAAGAUCUUCCAGAGAUGCUCAGAGAAGUGGGACUGGAAGUUGAGUACUGGUUGAUCAAGCUGAAGGAAGUCCUGGGUGUGACCUGUGCCCAGUCAUUAAGUUAUUUAAAAGAAAAAGACCUCCAGAAGCUGAAAUAUGAGGUAAAAUAUCCAUGGGAGAAAAGGGCCCUGGAGAAGCUGCUUGACCUGUCCCACUCAAAUAGUCUUGCAGAGUUACAGGAGUCACCAGUGGAGAGGAAAAAGGAGAAGCAGGCAGAACAAGCAGUGAAAGAGCUGAGGAACUUGCUGUCAGAAGGGAGACAGAGACAGGAAGAGGCAGUGAAGAGAAAGGAAGCAAAGCUGAGGCAAGCCAUGGAGAUCCCUGAAGAGAACAGGCUGAAGCCUCCAAAGCCCCUCAGGGAAGUCAUGGAAAUCAUAAAGAAAGAAUUCAGUCCCAUGGAGCAGACGCCAUCCCACAGGCCAAACCUCCCAGAUAGAGAUAUGGUAAGAUGGGCAUCUGGAGGGCUGGCCCUGCAGGGAAUAUACAAAACCUGCCACCACAUGGACCUGAUACAGAGGAGAGAGGAGCUACUCAGUGUCCCCAAGGAGUUCUCACUCCUUGGCCCUCAGCAGGGCACAUUGAUGAAAUCUGAAGAAUUUACAUCUUCUCAAGCAGAAGUCAUGUUCACCCAGUCUAUGGAGAAUUUAGGCUUCAGUUUAACUACUUCAGCCAAGGGUGGAGGUUGGGGAUUUAGUUUACAAACUGAACUGGAUAAAUGCAAACAUUCAGAAUCCAAGCAAACCCACCUAACAAAUUCUGAGUGCUCUUAUUUCUGCUCAACCAAGUUCAGAUACACUCCCAUGGCAUCCUGCCACUUCCCCAUUGAUCAGCUCCAGUUGUCCCAUGCUGCUCUUCAGGAAUUGAAAUGCCUUGAAGACCUUCUGGAUCAGACUACAGACUCUCAGGAAUCCCAGGUGCUGAAACAGUGGAGUGAAAGAUUUUUCCACAGGUUUGGCUCUCAUGCUAACCAAGGCCCUCUGCACCUGGGAGGAAUCUACUGGUGGAAGGCUGUCUCAGAGGGGUUCCAAAAUUAUCACCUAGUUGAUAUAAAGCAGCAGGCAAUAGAGGCCCUGGAUUUUUACAUAAGUGGUGGCUACCAAGGUUUUGGAAUGAAUGUUGCUGCAGGUAUGAAUGUGUCAGACUCACAUUCAAAAGCAGCUAUUCAGAACAAGACUUUUCAAAACCUCCAAACCAAAUUCCAAUUAUCUGUGUCCAAGACAGGUGGACCACCAGAAGCAGAUGACCUUGCUCAAUGGAAAGCUGGCCUUGUUGCCAGCAAUCAAACCUGGUGUGUCAUUGACAGGGGAUUCCAGCUGGUGCCUAUUUGGGACAUCAUUCUCUUCAGCCACAGAAGUGAUUUUAAGGAUCCAUGUAAGGUAGCUAAGUGUCUGAAAGACAACUACACUACUCUGACUGGCCUUGUUUCCCAGAUCCAAGAGGCAGAGGAGAUACUGAGUGUUAGGCAAGAGGUUAGAGUUUUCCUAGAUACUGCAAAGUCCUGGGAAGUCUCUGAUCCUGAAGAACAGCUUCAAAAGUUGAUAAAUUUUAAGCAAACACUGAGUCAAAAAACAGAAGGAAAUGACACUUGGAUUAACCUAUGCCUCACAGAUAAGGAUCUGCAGACUUUUCUAGUCAAUACCGUCAAUUUUUGCAAAAUGUCUACCAAUUGUAAAACAAAUUAUAUUAAAAUUCAGUUGUGCAGCCUUCUAGAUCCUCACAUCUACAAAGUGGAAAAUUUUCCCCAGAAUCACUCCAUUAUGCACUGGAUCAAACAGUCAGAUUCAGAGCAAGAGCAAGUCCACAUCUGCCAAUUUUCUGAAUUCAUUAAAAACUUAACAAAAACACACAAAGAAUUAUUGGAAGUGAAUGUCCAAGAAAAAGUAGAAGAAGCUCAAAGAAAGGCCACAUAUGAGGUCUGCUUGGCUCUCAACAGCUUCUUGAGCCACUUGCAAGCAACAGAGCAGCCAGAUACACAGCUCUUGCUACUUUCCAUUGCAGCUGGUGCAGGAUAUCAGGUGGGAAGCAAUAUUUUUAAGCCUCUCCUGGGGCCUGGUGAGUUAAACUUCCUACUGGAUGAAAUACAAACUGCCUUUAAUGAAUACCAGCAGCUCAAAAGUAUUUCCAGCUAUAGGGCCCAUGCAUUCCUGUUGCUCACAGGUCUGACAGCCACAGCUGAAUUAAGAGCUCUAUCUAUAGAAGAGAAGACAAAACGCAUGGAAUUUAUAAUAAAACACAUGGGACAAUUAUUUUCUAAAGAAGUUGUACAUGUCCUCACUAAAUUUGAAGAAGAUCAUGAUUGGGAAAACAUAGAAAGAAACUUGAGAUUACUCAUUGAUGGAGAUUAUGAAGCCACUAUCUCUUCUUUGAAAAGGGAUGACGUUGAAAGAGAGCUACUAAAUCUUUUCCAUGAAAAGAAACGGCCCUGUGAACCAGAUAUUAAUGAAAAUAACACAAAUGAAGUAAUAGAAAAUGAAGCCUUCCUAGACUUACUCCAGCGUCUAGGCCUACAACAUUACUACCCUAAAAAAAUGAGUAAAGCUAAAUUUCAUCUGAUCUACAAGACUUCUCUUUACAACACCCAGCCCAAUUCUGAAAAGGAACUUCCCUUUUAUUUCCUUCAGAAGCUAAUGUUGCUGGAUUAUGGACUGAGAUACCUUGUCUUUAAAGACUAUGGAAAUAUAGAAUCUAAGGUUUCUCCAAGUGCCUCCAAUCAGGAAUAUGAGGGUUUUGAUCCAUAUGAAGACUUUGUUGAAGACAGUGAUACUCUCACUGAUCCUUUGACUACUGAGUCAAGGCCCCACAUUCACCCCAUGGAUAUCCAGAUGACCAUUUUUCACUGUGCAGAUGAUUUUGCCAGACAAUAUAUUUUGACCAAACUUUCUACUUGUCAAUUUGCCCUGCCUCUCCUGGUGCCAAAUCCUUGCACUUCUCAAAUCGAAUUCUCUCUCUGGUCUCUUAGAAAAGUUAGGAGAAGUUGGCAGCAAGAAAAGAAAUCACCACAUGGAAAGAACAGUCAUAAGUGUCAGCAGAUGUGUUGUGUCUCCACCCCCAUUGUGUCCUUCAUUAGAGUGGGCAAUGGCCUGUCUGCUUCCAAAUCUCAGAUCAUGAACUGUCUUCUCAGUGAACGUAAACAUAAUGUCUUUUUCCACCGACACUGCAGAGAAAGCAGCAAGGACUGCCUCUUGAUGGGAGGUGUGGUAGAAAUCUGCUGGUUUUGGCCUGGAGGGGAAGUGGAGGACAGGUUUGACAACUGUGUGACCUUCAUGAAUCUUCAUGGAGAUGCAAAGGAACAUAAAAGGCAGCUCACUUUCCUGCAGGAGGUCUCUUCUCUCAUUGUGGUCCUCAUGUCAGCUUCUGAUGACAACAAACAAAACCAAAAAAUUGUCCGUGACCUAUGUCAGUCAUCAAGAUCAUUGAUCUGCUUGCUAGAUGACAAAGAAAAAUCCAAACCCAGUAGUUCUGGUAGAAGAGUGAAAAUUGGCCUGAGGAAUAGAAAUGAGGCAGAAUUGACAGAGGAGCUCACAACUACCAUCAGACGUUUGCUAGAGCUCUCUGACACAGCUCUCAGCCUAGAGGACUGUUCUCAAAUUGCUCGCCAGCAAGGAUUUCUUAUUGAUGAAGACCAGAGAGAUUGUAAGGAGGGCAAAGAAAAGGCACAGAUUAUAAUGGCUCUUUUAAGAGGAACAGAGUUAUCUAAGGUGAAGGAAACCUUCCUACCGCUUCAGGGACAACUGUGGCAACUUUGGUGUAGGAAGGACAAAGAACUUUAUCAUCUGAGAGAGAAGGGAAAUCGAAGCAUUGAACAACACAAGAGUGAGCUUGAGUCAGAUAAACAAAUAAUUCGGCAAAAACAGGUGCAAAGAGCUUUUCCUCUCAAUGAUGUAAUGUUCUCUGUGCUUCAAAUUCUCUACCGCUAUUCAGAAACUCACACCACACUCUACUUCUUGCAAUGGAUGAGUGUGUUUUUAGAUAGGUUGACUGAAGAGCAUUUGGAGAACCUACAUGAAAAACUAAUUCAUUUGUGGUCAAUUGUGAAAACAGAGAAGCAAAGCUCCCAAAGCAGCCACUCUUUGGAGCUCUGCCAAAAGAAGAUUAGUGAUUAUACCUUAGGAAUUGAGCAGUUUCUCAGAGAGGUUGGCCAGAUCUAUGAAGCUCUGGAAGAAACUUCCUCCACAAAUGAUAUAGUUUUUCUCUUCCUUCCCCAAAUUGCUGCAGACCUGAUGAUAGCUGGUGUCCCCAUAGAGCUGAUGGAUGGAGAUGCUUCCUAUGUGCCCUUAAAAUGGAUGGCAGCUGUUUUUGACAAGCUCUCUGAGAAACUUGGAGACAAACGUCUCUUUGUCCUCUCUGUGCUUGGCCUGCAGAGCUCUGGGAAGUCUACCCUACUGAAUGCUCUUUUUGGGCUGCAGUUCAGUGUAAGUGCAGGCAGGUGUACUAAGGGGGCCUACAUGCAGCUCCUAAAGGUAGACAAGACAUCCACAGAGGAACUUGGCUUUGACUUUGUGCUAGUUGUAGACACAGAAGGACUUCGGGCCCCAGAACUCAGCAACAAAUCCCAGAACUGGGACAACGAGUUAGCCACCUUUGUCAUUGGGCUUGCAAACUUGACUCUGAUCAAUAUAUUUGGGGAGAAUCCAUCAGAAAUGCAGGAUAUCCUACAGAUAGUAGUCCAAGCCUUUCUGAGGAUGAAACAAGUGAAAAUUUCCCCCAGGUGCAUAUUCAUCCAUCAGAAUGUAGGAGAAGUUACAGCUAAAGACCAAACUACAGAAGGACGAAGGCGGUUAGAGCAGAGGCUAGAUGAAAUGGCAGUACUGGCUGCUAAACAAGAAGAGUGCUCAGAUGUCACUCACUUCAGUGAUGUCAUCAAGUUUGAUGUCAAUACUCACGUGUACUACUUUGCUCACCUCUGGGAUGGCAAUCCCCCCAUGGCCCCUCCCAAUCCUCGCUAUAGCCACAAUGUCCAGGAACUGAAAAGUACAAUUCUUUUAACUGCCAAACAGGAAUCCAGGGGAAGCAUCAUGAAGAUAUCAGAUGUGAAAUUCAGAGUUCAAGAUUUGUGGAGAGCCCUGGUAAGUGAGAACUUCAUUUUCAGUUUCAGAAACACCCGAGAGGUCAUGGCCAUGAGCAAACUGGAAACCAUGUAUAACCACUGGACCUGGGAGCUCAGGAGCCAUAUGUUGGACUUGCAGAACCAGCUUCACAAUCAGAUUCAAAAUAGAAAAAUUCAGACACUCACAUCAAGCAUAAUUGAGUGUCCAGUUACAGAGAAAUAUGAAACCAUCAAGCAAGUACUUGAAAAAUAUUUUACUGAAGACCCAGAGAGAGAGAUACUUGUCCAAUGGAAAGCCUAUUUUGAAAAUAAGCUACUAAUCCUUAAAGAGUCACUUAUUUCAGACACCAAGAGAAAAGCCCAUGAACUUAUUCAUCUCAAACAAAAUCAAGAACAACUAGAACAGAAAAAGACUGUAUAUGAAAAUGAAUUAUUGAAGAAGAGCCAAAACUUGGCUUUAAGAGUAAAAGGUAAAAAGUUGAGUGAUGAAGAGUUAUAUGAGAAAUUCAGUCAACUUUGGGGAAAAUGGGUUUGUGAAGUGUCCUCAAAUCUCCCUCAAGCCACAGAGCCUAAAAUUGAUGUGGAUGCUGAACACAUCCUUUUGGAACAUUUCAGAAAAGAGAAAAACAUAGUAGAAAAACUAAAAAGAAAUACUGGAAAGAAUUUUCAGCUAGAUUUUGGAAAACAUGUCAAGAUGUGUAAGGAAUAUGUAUUUUUCACAAAGAGUUUAGAGGCCUGUGAUAAAGUGUUCAUUGAUAUGACUACUGAUCGUAUUUUUUCAAGAUUUGAUGAAUGUAUUGAUAGUAUUAUGAAUCAACAACAUGAUUAUGAUCAAAAUGACUUCCAUCAAAUCCUGAGAAUAAUAGAAGAGGAAGUGAAAUCUGAACACACCAAGAAUAGAUAUAUAUUUACGAGCGAAUACAAAAUUGAAUUAUCUUCAUAUUUAUUUAAAAAAGCAACAGACUAUUUUAAGGAAAUGCAUAGAGCAUUUAGAAGAGCAAAUGAUCCUGUAAAAUAUCUAGAACAGAAGAAAGAUGAUUUUUUCAUGAGUUUCAAGAUCUCCUGCCAAGGUGCAACCUCCAUCACAUGUUUUGUUGAUUUUCUGUGGCAAAAGCUCACUCCUGCUGUCUCUGCUACCAUCCAGGGGAAAAUGGUCCCUAGAAUAGCUGGGGAGAUAAGAGCCUCCUGCCCUGCAUUCAAUGGAAACAGAUCUAACCUGGAGAAACACAUUCUCAUCUCUCUAGCAGAAGAAGAAAAUUUUGAAAAUUAUUGGCAAUACAUUUACAAUCCAAAAUCAUUUUGUAGGAGUUACAUUGAGAACUAUACCAAAAAGUACUGUUCAGACAACAGAGAUAAAAAAAUAAAGACUUUAUUCAAAACAAGUCUUGAUGACAUCAAGAAUACUAUCCUCUCUGCCAUUCAUGAAUCCACAGCAGUAGCUAAAGACAGAAGCAGCACUGCAUCUGGGUGGCUAGAUUUGUUCUGUGAUCACUUGGGGAACAACUUGAUUUUCCCACGAAGAGACUUGGUAAACAUUGAACACCAAGAGAUAAAAGAUAUGGAUUUUCUCAAAGAAGCCAUGAGUGCAGGUUUGGAUCCUGCAAUGAAGAAGGUGGAACAGAACUUGUCAAGUAUGCCUAUAGAAGAAAUGGUUCCUGAAAUUGAGAAAAUCCUCUCUGAACAUCUCUGUGGAUGUUGGAAACAGUGUCCCUUCUGUAAAGCAAUUUGUACAAACACAAUUCCUGAACAUGAUGGAGACCACAGUGUUCCAUUUCAUCGUCCUCGGGCUGUCUGUGGAGGCAAGUGGUAUAGAACAGACCACUUUGACAUUGAUUGUUGUACUAGUUUAGUAGCAAGUUAUGAUUUGCUUGUUUUGAGAGAUGAUAGGCAAAUCCCAUUUAAGAACUAUCGGGAGGCAGGAGGGGAUUAUGCCACUUGGAGCAUCACCCCAGAUUCAUCCACCCAGCCAUACUGGAAAUGGUUUAUCUCUCACUUCAGAACAAAAUUGGAAGAAAAAUAUCAGCUAAAAUUUAUAGAUAAAGGUCAAAUCCCCUAUGAAUGGAGCAAAAUCACUAAGCAGGAAGUGCUUAAUGACUUGAAAAAAUAAUCUUCAAUGACCACAUAAAUAUCUUAGCAUCUGUACAAAGUCACAGUACCAAGCAACCUCAAAACAUAUCCUCCUUACAACUAGAGCUUUACAUAUUCCACUUUGGAAAUGAAAUGUUUACAAAGCGAUUAAAUAUCAAUUCAAGAAUUUAAGAGUUCCUGGAAAAGUACUUGAUAUCUCUCUGCCUCAAUUCCAUUUGGAUUAGAAAGAAAUUACUAAAAUAGGAGCUUAUGACAAAAUCCAAAUAUCUAGUUCCUACUUUGAAAUAUUGCUCUACAUUUUUUAAAAUAUGUAAUACCCUCAGAAAAAAUCAUCUUCA
Marmota flaviventris (yellow-bellied marmot) is the source of this 7567-nucleotide messenger RNA. Its product is annotated as interferon-induced very large GTPase 1-like. The record is from RefSeq and is a predicted model, not a curated record. Gene Ontology annotation, molecular function: GTP binding. NCBI's taxonomy places the organism in Eukaryota, Metazoa, Chordata, Mammalia, Rodentia, Sciuridae.